CAGUCGGACGAGAGCUACCAUAAAGCCCGGCUUGUCCUUCGGCACCGACAAGAACGCAAGCGACCUUCGGCGACCUCGAGCGUCUCAAAGCCGCCGAGCAAGGCAUCAAUUGCAAACGCUGCGGACACUGUAUUUGGUCAAAAGGUAGCACCGUUAGUUAGUGUGUCUAGUUGUGGCCAACAGUGUACCGCAUGGUGUACUUAACGGAAGCAGUAUUCAUUCGAUCUGGAACAUCACAUUACUCAAGAAGCGCUAGCUCAUACUAGGAAAGUUUACUACGAGCCUUUCUUUAGAACAGUGUUUACAGCACCCUUUCUGCAUUAGUGAAUGUAUACUUUAACAAACGCAACUCACGUUCAACGCUGUGGUGAAGAGGCGGUAACGUGAAAGGUGCUGUUCUCAGGUCGUAACUCCUAUAAAAAAAACCAUCGAAACUCGAUCAAGCAAAACACCUUCGAUAGUGAACCAAUCGUAUUGAAUUAGUGUGUGGUGAUCGUUGCCGUUUGUUUUCGAAUAUCCGUGGAGUGGUGUGUGCACUGUCAAAAUGACACUUUUCGGUCACCGUCUACGGACGGUCGGUGGAUUGGUGCUUUUAUUUCCCGUCGUAAUGUCCAUGGUGGUGAUAGAUAGUAAUUAUUAUGAUACUGAUCACUUAAAUAUUUCAACGGACGAAACGUAUGACACAACGGCGACAACGGUCGUCUACCAUCCACUCCCGGACAACACCAGCAUACACCUAACGCUGGACGAAAGGAUAGAGCUCGAAAAGGUCACCUGGCACUGGUAUCCCUGGCGGAGGAUCAACUAUGAGGUGCUGCCCGAUGGGAAAGCGGUCGAAGUGGAAUGUGAAGAGAAUUCGGCCCUAGACGAUCUACCAGAUGAUAUUUUCACGCAGGAACAACGACUGCAGGGUGCGAUCGUGUUACAUUUCGUCGGCGCGAUCUACUUCUUUACCAUUGUGGCGUACGUUUGCAGCGAAUACUUCCUGCCAUCGGUUGAGUGUAUCUGCGAGGAUUUGAAUCUGACACAGGAUGUAGCUGCCGCCACGUUCAUGGCCGUCGCCUCAACGAUGCCGGAGUUUUUCACCAACACCAUCAGCACGUUCAUUGCCGAGUCGGACAUGGGCCUGGGCACGGUAAUGGGUUCGCUACUCUUCAACACACUCGGCGUAGCAGGGCUGGCCGGUUUGGCUACAAAAGCGCCCGUCCAACUCGACUGGUGGCCGCUGACGCGCGACUCGAUCGUGUUCUCGGCGCACGUCGCCCUCCUGAUCGGGUUCGCCUGGGACGGUCGGAUCUACUGGUACGAGGCAAUGGUGUUCUUUAUCCUGUUCUUCGUCUACUUCGUGCUGAUGUUCCAGAACAAACGGCUGAUGAAGGUGGCCAAGAAGUACAUCGAGGUGAAGUGGAACUUGUGCGCGCGGGUAAUCAAGAACAUCGAGGAGGACGAACGCAUCGCGGCGGAGGCACAGAUACAGCAGAACAUCGCCACCAUUCCGAACAUGGCCCGCAAGACGCUCGACAAGCCGGCGUUCCGUGCGUCCACCGCCUCGAUUCUGUCCGAGCAGAUGGCCGAGACGAAGAUGAAGAUGGGCGAGCUGCAGCUGACCGCACGCCACGUCGUGGAAGAUCCAGGCGAGUACGACGAUAUGACGCUAUGGAAGAUCUCCUCGGAAACGUGGUAUCGGGCGGUAUGGUGGUGGUACAGCUGGCCGAUGCGUUUCAUCACCUUCUUCACCAUCCCAAACCCGGCCCGAAUCCGGCGGCUAUAUCCGCUGACGUUCAUCAUGUGUAUCGUUUAUCUGGCCGGGUGCGCUUUCAUGACGUUCUGGUUACUCUCGAUUAUCGGCUAUACGUUCGACAUCCCGGAGUCGGUGAUGGGUCUGACGUUUCUGGCGUUCGGAGGCUGCAUGCCGGAAGCCGUUUCGGCCGUGCUGGUCAUCCGCUCCGGCAGUGGAGCGAUGGGCGUCUCGAACGCAAUGGGAGCCAACUCGCUGGCGAUUCUGUUCUCGCUCGGACUUCCCUGGUUCAUCCGAACGUUGGCAGAUGGUGGCAGCGGGACCAACGCUUAUCUAGUGAUCGCCUCGUACGGCCUGCAGUACUCGAUCAUUGCGCUGUUUGGUGCGAUCUGGAUUCUGUACCUGGUGAUCUAUGUGGCGGUGUACAAACUGCGGAAAACUGUUGGAAUCGCACUGUUCCUUGCGUAUGCCAUCAUCGUCACGUUCAUGAUCCUGAACGAGCUGGACAUAAUCAUUCCUUCAGGCGAUGAGUGCUAGCCGAACAUUAACAUAACAAGGUUGUCGGCUAGCGCCAAAAUGUAGAUAUACCCCCAGUCUAGAAGCAAACAAUCACAUGCACCAGAAACUCAGCUCAGCAAAAAGACCUAAUGCUCAGAAGUUAUGUUCCUGCACAACGAAAUGCACAAUCAUAUCACUUUGUGCCUAAUUCGAUGUGUUUGAUACAUCCUAUUUCCAUCAUUAGUAGCCAUAAUGUAGUGUAAAUCUUGUGUCGACUAUGGUCUAUCCAACCCAUCGGCCUUGUUUACCAUAAUAGUACUUCCUGUAUUUGUUUGUUGAGAUAUUUGAAUUUGUCCUAUACAUACUCAAAUGGGUUGGCUUCUGCUCACGAAUUACUAAUAGCCAGAUAGUAGACUUAGCACUUGACUACGUUUUCGGGUUUUUUGUUUUCUCUUCGGUGUACAUCCUACUAAGAAACAUAGUUCGUGUUAAUUGUGAUGUACCAUGUUGUUUAUACGUUUGAUAAAAAGUAACAACAAUACAUAAACACGGUUCCGUACAGGUACGGGAUCCGGGUGAUAUUGGACAACGCGGAAAAGCUACGCGCUUUUCUCGUAUUUAUUGCAUUUAGCUAACAUAAACUACCCGCACACCAAGCACUUGAACUAGCGCGACGCUUUAAGCGUUUUGGUUGGUUUGGUAGUUUAUUAUUUCAUAAUAAAAGAAAUCUAAUACUCCGGCAGUGCCCUGCUGCCCU
Anopheles coustani is the source of this 2993-nucleotide messenger RNA. RefSeq names its product sodium/potassium/calcium exchanger 3-like. The transcript has 6 exons. Gene Ontology annotation, cellular component: membrane. The record is from RefSeq and is a predicted model, not a curated record. Bases 545 to 2275 code for a protein of 576 amino acids. NCBI's taxonomy places the organism in Eukaryota, Metazoa, Arthropoda, Insecta, Diptera, Culicidae. Gene Ontology annotation, molecular function: calcium, potassium:sodium antiporter activity; calcium channel activity. Gene Ontology annotation, biological process: calcium ion transmembrane transport; intracellular calcium ion homeostasis.